Messenger RNA from Laetiporus sulphureus 93-53, 1404 nucleotides. Its product is annotated as vWA-like protein. The coding region runs from base 1 to 1404 and encodes 467 amino acids. Gene Ontology annotation, molecular function: protein serine/threonine kinase activity. Lineage: Eukaryota; Fungi; Basidiomycota; Agaricomycetes; Polyporales; Laetiporaceae. The record is from RefSeq and is a predicted model, not a curated record. The transcript is spliced from 7 exons. Gene Ontology annotation, cellular component: cytoplasm. Gene Ontology annotation, biological process: peptidyl-threonine phosphorylation.
AUGGACGACGACAUGGACUUCGACCCUGGCACUCCUCAGCCGCCUAGCUUCGAACAGCCACAGCAACCACCACCGCAGAUGAAUGUGCCGAUGCAGGAUGAUGGAAGAAAGAUGCUCGACUUGGUGUUCGUACAGGACUGCACAGGGAGCCAAGGGAGCUACAUUGCAUCCGCGACACGGAACAUCGAGGAAAUCUGCAACCACAUAUACGAAUCAGGCAAGCUGCAGUCUCACGAAGACCUUCGCAUCGGACUCGUCGCGUUCCGCGACCACCCGCCACAGGACCACACCUACGUGACCAAGAACUUUGGGUUCUCUUCUGACAUAUCCCAGGUGCAUAGGGAUCUAUCGAGUUUGUAUGCAUCGGGAGGAGGCGAUGGUCCGGAGGCGGUCACUGCGGCGUUAGCGGAGGCUCUGAAGAUGGACUGGCGGCCGAACGCGAGCAAGAUGAUUGUGCUCAUAGCGGAUGCACCUCCACAUGGGAUUGGAGAGUACGGUGAUGGGUUCGACGAGGGAUCUCCCGACGGCAACGAUCCGUUGCAGCUGGCUCGGAUAAUGGCCAGUCGUGGAAUCACAUUGCACUUUGUCGCCUGUGAGCCGGCGCUGAGCGGCUAUUCAUAUGCAACGGAUUUCUACCAAGCGAUCACCAACAUCACCUCCGGACUCAUGCUUCCUCUGACAACGGCGGACCUGCUCACGCAUGCAAUUGUCGGCAGCGUGCUCGAGAACCUAGACAUGGAGCGGCUCGUCCGCGAGGUCGGUGCUGCAGUAUCCCAGAGGAUACUGGGUAACAACGAAAGCGUUGACGACGUUGCUCGGGAGCUCCAUGAACGACUAUUACUCCGGAACGAGAGCACAAAGCGGGUUGUCAUCGAGAGUAUAUACCGCGACUCGGAGGAGGCCAAGCAUAACGUAAAUGUCUACAUGCAGGCACCAAGCCUUGCGGAUGCUCGCCCGCUGCUCAAAAGGGUGGCUGGUACCCGUUUUACGGACAAGUACCUCCACGCACGUAUGACGACAUCGCGCGGGUCGUACGCAUACAGUCCGUAUCUUCCCCCGCGACCCGGUACUUCAACUGCUACAACGCCAGCGAAGUCUCCGGCAGCUGCUUCCACCGCGUCUUCGCUGACGCCACGAAAGGUCGUCACGGAUUUCGCCGCUUUCGGUGCCCCGGCGAAUGCCAGCGUGUUCGGCACGGCGGUGGCGUCGACACCGUUUUCUCUUGCGGGCGGCAAAGCGGCGUUUGGUGGGCUGCGGAGCAACGGGCGGACCUCCAUGUUUGACGACGACGAAGAGGAGGAGGACGAUGGACGGCAGCGCAUCGAACUGCGCGAGGAUUCUAUCACCCUAGAUCAGGCGAGACGCAUUGCUAUGCAGAGCGCAUGGAGAAGCGCUCGAGUAUGA